UAAAGUUGCAAAGUCGCGCAACAUUCUCUGUUUCCCGUCUGCCUUUGUUGUGAUAUUUACAUUUUUUUCUUUUGAAUAUGUAAUUAAUAAAUGAGCCAAAUUAAACCGGAGCACCUCAUCGUUACUGAACCUGUCACAGCUUUGGGAGUUUGGGGUCAUAAGGUUCGCGCAUCCCGCUAACGGAAGCCAGCUUUAGCUAACCUUACCGGAGCUAAUCGUAGCUAGCAGCUAGCUGCGGUUUGUUUUAUUUGUUUCAUUUCGGGAGGAAAUAAAUAAAAAGCUCACCUGCGGGUCAGAAAUGACGUCAGCCUCUGCUAAGGUGGGUGAGAUCUUCUCAGCAGCUGGAGCUGCUUUCACCAAGCUGGGCGAGCUGACCAUGCAGCUCCACCCGGUGUCUGACUCCAGCCCUGCAGGGGCCAAAUGGACGGAGACGGAGAUCGAGAUGCUGCGAUUGGCCGUGCGUCGGUUUGGAGACGACCUCAACAACAUCAGCACCGUGAUCAAAGAGCGCACAGUAGCUCAGAUAAAGAGCACGGUGAAGAGGAAGCUGUACGAGGACAGCCGGGUCCCCAUUUCCUCCGAGUCUCCCAAGAAGGCCGUCAAGAAAGCUGCAGCCGCCAUGACGCCGGCCCCGGCUCCCGCUGCGCCCGCCAUGAUAUCCGUGCCGACCUCACAGGUCGUUGUUUCGACGGGAAUGCAGAGCAGCCCCUCCCUGGCCCCGCCCAUCAAGAAGCAGAAGACGGCAGAUGUGACACUCAGCGCUCUGAACGACUCGGACGUUAACAGCGAUCUGGUGGACAUCGACGGCCUCGGCGACGGCUCCUCCAACAAGAAGCUGAACUUUGAUCAAGAGAGCCUCAACCUGGACUCCAGCCUCAUCAUGAACUCCAGUGACCUCCCCCUCCUGUCCCGCUGACCUCUGACCUCUCUAUAGCCACCUCAGUUUCCCCCUCUGUAGAUUUUCUGGACGCUUCUGUUCCCGAUGUUCAUCGAGUUUAUAAAACCUGCGAUGGCGCUCGGUCAGACUUUUCUUCUGUUGUAGUGACGCAGAUCUUUGGAUAUGAAUCAUGUUUUAAUUUUUUUAUUUUGAAAGUCUGUUUCUGAUGUUUUCUGUUAUCAUGAAGAGAAGCUUUGCUCCUCAAACGCAGCCAGGACGUGAAAGAAUCAGCCCGCCGAUAUUCAGUGGUUUUAGAUCUCGUGUGCAGACUCGGCUCUGACCUCUCUGUGGCCCUCAGCUCAGAGCCUGAUGGCUCCGAUUACGCAUCCACCUGUCAGUACUCUGACCCCCACCCACCUUGAUAUUGUUGGAGACCUCCAGUUUUGACAGCAGUUCCUGAAAGUUGAGGAUCCGUUUCAAUAAACGACAGUGAACGUGCUGCCGCACUCGAACAUCAGAACAAACACGAUUUGAUUGGCCGGAGCUGCAAAAACGGGUUUGAACUUUCAGGUCGAGGAAAUCUACGCAGCAGAUCCAGAUUCGUGACCUCGUUCACGGUGGCAGAGGUGAGAGCGAUGAAGCCUCUUCGUGUGCAGAGGCUUCAUCGCUCUCCUGGACGUGUGAACGUGACCUAACAGCUGUAAUCCAGAGCGCUGCCACAAAGUCUGUGGCUCCUCCCACCUGAGCAAGCAUUAUGGACGCUUGCCUGCAUCGUUACUGUGAUCAAGUUGAUCAGAAGAGUGGUUGUGAUGUUUCAAAUGUUUUGUUUUUUUUAAAUUGAAUAGUUCAGUCCAUCCUCCAUUUUCUGCUGCUGGUCUGGGUUGAUGUCGUGGGUUUUCCAUGUGGAGGAGAAGCAGCUCCACCCUGAGCUCCUCCUGAGUAUUCACACUCACAGAGGCAGCUGUUGCUUGGCUUAAAAUAUAUACUUCCUGCUUGAAUGGGUGCCUGGUAGGAUGUAAUGCAGCACUGCAGCCAGAGGGUGGUUAGUUGGAUGUUCCUUGCAGCUGUGUUACCAGCUGUUUGAUCAGCACUGAGCAGAAUCUGAUGGGCGACGUUAAACCGACCGCACGAACACGGUUUCAGCACCUUUUGAUGAUUCUUCACUAAUCUGAUUGUUUUAAAUGUCACACCGACAGUUCAGUGUCAGCGGCUCAUCUCGGAGCUCUGCCGACUGUCAUCGUCUCACGUUCCACCUCACAUAUUUACAACUACCUGUCGGGGGGGUGCACAUAAUACUGUCGUAACAUCAGCUGAGUGGCGGCGUACGUUAGUGAAACAUGCUGCUGGACAUUCCAGGCUCUGUGUCAGAUGUCAGUCAGCUGUGGUCCUUUCGCUCUUCAGUCAUUGAAUGUGACGUUCUGCGGUCUCUGGUUGCUGCUGAUCACUUCCUGUGUGGAUGCCACUUAAGAAUAAUCAGGUUAACAGGGCAGCGGCGUAUAAAUGCUGACUAGUCGCCGGCGGCGAAGCCGUUUACCAACACAAACAGAGGAACGUCCAGACAACGUGAAACGUGGCGCUCCUCACUAAAUAAUAAGAGGUCCAGCUGAAGCUGGCUGUACGCAGUCAUUCGGAGAGUGGUUGGAGUCGGAGUUCUCAUGAAUUUUAAAUCUGUCCACCAGCAGCUGAAACUGCUCAGGUUUCCCACGUCAGCUGUCCGUGUUCAGCUCUGAUGACGUCUCUGAGGUGGUGUGAGAGCUCAGAGGGAUACGAUCCGUCAGCACACGGGGUCAGUCAGCAGGAAGUCACCUUCAGUCUUGUUUUAGUAGGAAGUCGGCGACCACAACGGUAUCUGGGCGAGCAUUCUGACUCAUCGAUCAGUGACUGAUGUAAACCAGUUUUAAUUAUGUGAAAUAAACUCAGAACACUUAAA
Archocentrus centrarchus (flier cichlid) is the source of this 2807-nucleotide messenger RNA. Its product is annotated as chromatin complexes subunit BAP18-like. NCBI's taxonomy places the organism in Eukaryota, Metazoa, Chordata, Actinopteri, Cichliformes, Cichlidae. Gene Ontology annotation, cellular component: NURF complex; MLL1 complex. The coding region runs from base 299 to 916 and encodes 205 amino acids. The record is from RefSeq and is a predicted model, not a curated record. The transcript has 6 exons.